Molecule: messenger RNA, 2526 nt
Organism: Bombus pyrosoma
Lineage: Eukaryota; Metazoa; Arthropoda; Insecta; Hymenoptera; Apidae
Product: facilitated trehalose transporter Tret1-like
Exons: 4
Coding region: 778-2250 (490 amino acids)
Biological process (GO): transmembrane transport
Cellular component (GO): membrane
Molecular function (GO): transmembrane transporter activity
Source: RefSeq, a predicted model, not a curated record
UUUGUGAUAUUAUCGUGGUAUUGUCGCAUGACGAAUUCGCGUGGAAUUAUGCACCAAAAAUUGAUAUGUACAUGGGAGUACAUAAAUUAAUUUAAAACCCUUCGCUUGAAGAUACUGGUAGGAGAUCGUAAAUUAACCCCGAGUUAAGAGCCGGUAGCAUAGAUCUAGCAGUAAAUCAUAGCGGAAUGUUUAAUUAUGUUGAGGUGACGAUAGUGAAACGAUUUUAUUUGCAGAAUUGAAAAUAUUUUUCGUAAGCUUGUAACAACUAUUAAAGUUCAUGUUUAAUAGGAAAACAAAGUACUAAUGUACAAAAGAACAAUGAGAAUUUAUAUUGUUAUAAGAAUUGAAUUUAAAUUUGCGGAAAAUAAGAAUGGAAAAGUAAAAAAGGACAGCGGGGAAAGUGAUUAUGACAAAUACGUGAUUGUUUGUCGAGUACACAAAGAAUAAGGGAGCUAGGCGAAAGAGAAGAUAAGAGAACUAUAUUUGACUUAUUCGAGUUCGGUAAUGAAACGAUUACCGAUCGGUAUAAAUUGAACAACGCAGAAAGACUGCGUUAACGUACAGAGACAGAAAACUGUUUAUUAGGAAGAUGGAAUAGAAAAGUUCUCCAGUAGUAAGGAUUUUGAACGGGCAGGUGGGCAAGCACACAGACAAACAGACAGACAGACAGACAAGAGAGCACGUAUUUUGUUUUGGGAUAAAGAAGCAUUGCAAUAGGGGAAUCGGGUGACAAAAAGGUAGGGUGAGAUAGAUGAAAAGAAAGUUAUAAGAGAAGCAAUGGUCAAGGGGAGUAAAAUAGACGAGCCAGGGAGGUUUCGACAACUUCUCGUUGCGCUAAUCGCAAACCUCUCAUCUCUGUCGCUUGGAACAAUGAUAGGUUGGCAAUCGCCAACGAUACCGCAACUACAAAGUGAGAAUCCGCCGGUGGGUAACGAGCCGAUGACGAAUGAAGCAGCAUCCUGGUUGACCGGGAUCACAUGCAUAACAGCUGCUUUAACAAGUUUGAUAGUCGGCACGAUAGCAAAUAGAUUCGGGCGUAAGAUGACCGGUUAUUUGAUGGCUUUCGCACUUUGUUCCAAUUGGUUGUUUACUGUCUUCGCGACGCAACAAACAUACUUAUUUGUCGCGCGUUUCUUUGCGGGUAUAUCUGGUGGGAUGGCAUUGUUUUUGGUGCCGUUGUACGUGUCUGAAAUCGCGAGCGAUGGAAUACGCGGAAUGUUAGGCAGCCUACUGGUAUUCUUGUUGAAUGGCGGCAUUCUUCUUGGCUAUAUACUUGGAGCUCUGCUCUCAUAUCGGUUAUUCUCGAUCAUAAUGCUUGCAUUACCUUUGUUGUACAUCGUGCUGUUUCCUUUCGUACCGGAAUCGCCUGUGUAUUUGUUGCGAUGCAAUCGAAUCAACGAAGCGGCUAGGUCUCUAACAUGGUUGAGAGGCGGACACAAGCCGACGAUGGAGCGAGAAAUGUUGCGUUUACAGGAAGAAGCGAAAGAGUUGGACGUUCCGGGACGAUCGACGAACAAGCUGUCAGAGAUGUUUCGAGACCAAGCAACGAUCAAAGGAUUGUUCAUUACCCUGGGGCUAUUCGGUGGACAACAACUUGCCGGGAUAUUUGUUAUGAUAAGCUAUACAGAAACGAUAUUUAAGAUAUCAGGAAGUUCACUGUCACCAAACAGUUCGGCAAUUAUCGUGGGCGUGAUUCAAGUGUUCGGCUCGUGCUUAUCUACCACGUUGGUGGAAAGAGUUGGUAGAAGACCGUUGCUUCUAACCUCCUGUUUAGGGAUGGGUACAUGCCACUUUGUGCUCGGAGUGUUCUGUUACCUGCAAACGCUUGGAUACGAUGUCAGCCAGUUCAGUUGGAUUUCAAUAGUAGCCUUGUCCAUUUAUAUGAUCGCAUACGGUUUAGGUAUGGGACCAGGUCCAUACGUGAUCUCUUCGGAAAUACUUAGCAGAGAUGUUGCGAGUUCCAUAGUAACUCUCGGGAUGUUUACCGCUUGGGGCAUGGCGUUCGUCGUCGUUAAGUUGUUUCCAAGUGUACUCGCUUUGUUAGGUAUGCACGGCUGUUUCUUUCUGUUCGGGAUCUUUUGCGCGACUACUUUCGCGUUUAUUUUUAUUCUUAUCCCAGAAACGAAGGGGCAACCUCGUCAAGUAAUUUUGGAUCGACUUAACGGUGUUUUUUACUCGUUAGACAAUAAACAAUAUGUUUCGUCAAAUGAAAUUACUAAAAGAAAUGCACCGCUACCUGAACUAAUUUGAGAACAUUGUAAAUAACGCUUUUCACCAUUCGUCAGUCGGACGAGUAAUUAAAUUUUGUCAAAGUACCUGAUCGUAUAGUAAACACAUUCGUAUGGUCUAUAGCGGAAAAGGAAACAGAAAAGGAAACAAAAAAUGAAUACAAGAGAAAUUUCCGUCUGUUAUGUAACUUGUGUUACAUAAACUACGAAUGAAAAAGAUAUUUCAUCUUAUAUUAUCAUUUCAUACAUGUGAUAUCUGUUUUUAAACAUGCUUAAAAUAUAACUAUCUUAUUUGGUU